Molecule: messenger RNA, 2556 nt
Organism: Eimeria necatrix
Lineage: Eukaryota; Apicomplexa; Conoidasida; Eucoccidiorida; Eimeriidae
Exons: 1
Coding region: 1-2556 (851 amino acids)
Cellular component (GO): membrane
Source: RefSeq, a predicted model, not a curated record
AUGGCCCUCAACUACUCUGCGGGCACUGCAUGCCCUGAAAAGUCUUCUCAGGGUGAACCUCUCCCACCUGCGGCUCCUCCAUCGUCUCCUGCAGCGGCGAUCUCACCUGGUCAUAGCCAUCGCCUUGCAGAUGGCGACAGCUGCUACCUUGUGACUAUGGGCCUCUGCGCCCACGUGCGCGCUAAGAAUGCGCAAGCAGCAGCCGCAGUGGCAGCAGAUGCUGCAGUAGGCGCGGCAACCGAGUCUGCGCCAUCGGACACGGCCAAAAUUGGCUCUCUCUACAUAAGUUCGAUACCGGCGCAACAGCACCCGCAACAUUUCGAGUACCAUCAUGAGCAGCACACACACCAGCUGCAGCUUUCGCCGUGUUCUCCACGGCUAGGAACUCCACUUUCCGGGCAGCAUCCUUAUCAGCAGCAGCAGCAGCAACCUCCUUCGUUCUGCACAAUCCAUGUAGACAACGGUGUGGCCUACGGAGCUGAUUGCGCGGCGACAGAAGCCGUCAUAGGCGCUGUAGCUCGCGCAGCCGCAGCAGAAGUAUCCCUUGCUGCGGCAAGCUCAGAUGAAUCCUCUCUUUGCGGGGAGUUGCCCGCGGGUCCCUCAGGAGCCUCACGUGGAGGAAAGCCUGGCGUUGUGGGAGUUGAUUUACCAGAUAUGAAGAAUAUCCCUCUCGCUAUUCGGGUGCCUCCAUAUAGAGAGCAUCUGUGGUACGAAUUGAAGCAGCUGCGUCGUUUCUGGCAGAUGGACAUGCACCAGCGUGACUGGCGUCAGGUGUUUGUGUGUUCUUAUUUCCCGAACGCAAUAGACCCCUUGCUGCUGACUCUGUUGCGGCUCAUCUGCUGCAUUUCAGUGCUUGUGUUGGAGUGUUUCGCCUCGAUCCAGGGAUAUCGCGAGGUCGGCAAGGCACAGAUGCUUUACUUUACUAACUGGAACAGCUUGCUAGUUGCUGCUGGCUUCUUGUCCCUCAGCAUCACUUCUGUUAUUGCAUGCAUAAGCUUCGCGGCUCCUUUGCAGCAAACCUCAAAGCAAUCAAGUGCACAGCAGCAACAGCGGCAAGGGCGGCAAACGCACAUCCAGGAUGACGGUCUCACGCAGCAGCAGCAGCAGCAGCAGCAGCAGCAGCAACACCAGCAACGGCUGCAGCGGCGGAGCCAGCUGUUGAUGAGCCCUGUGGAGGAAACAGCAUCAACAUAUUCGCUUAACAACCACCUGCAACACAACUCAUGCACUGCAUCUCGCGACAGCAGCAGCUGCAGCUUGGGCUUUUCUGCCUAUGAGUUUGUGGCGGUUGACGGGCGGCACCCGCGGCCGACAUACAGCAGCAGCAAGGCAGCGUUCUUGCCGUGGCUCGUACAGCAGCGGCAGCAGUUACUACAGCAGAAACAGCAGCCCCGCAACACCAGAGCACUUUGUCUUGUGCUUCAGGGAUACACAGACCUCAUGUCUGAUGGACGCUACUGUGUAGAAGGCAUACUACUGGCCCCUAACCCCAGCAACCCCUCAGUGCCUCAAAGCUCCCCAAGGACAACCUGUUGGUCCCGCCGGCUUCCGCUUUUUAGCAGGCCAAAAGAGAGUUCUUCCAGUGCUGAAAACAGCAGCGGCAGCAUUAGCAACAGCGGCAGCAGCAGCCCCGCUGCCUCGGUGCCCCACCACACUCUGGGGGCAUGGGCCUCAGGAGCAGCAGACGACGCGGCUCCCUCUUCUAACAGCAGUAGAGUGGUUGACAAAGGGGUUGCAGGUUCUGCAGCAGCAGUAACUGCGGCUGGCUCUGCAGCAGCAACCAUAGCUACUACAGUAAGGGGAGCAUCAACAACUGUGGAGUUGCCUUGGUUCGUGAAGGUGACUUGGGUGGUACACAAUUUGCAGUUGGUUGCGUCUUUAGGCGUUGCUGCUGUCUUCUUCUCCCUUUUUAAGGCUGAGGACGUUGCAUUUCCCGGAUCCUGGGUGACAGUGUGGAAACACGCUGUGUUGGUACUGCUGACGCUGCUGCAUGCGUCUUUGCUGUCUCGUAUUCCCUGUCCCAUGAGACACCUAGGCUACACACUAGUGCUCUUCUGCUGUUACCUGCUGUUGCAAGUUUGUGUUUUUGUCUUCAACGUGCCCAACGGCCAAGGGGGGGUCGGCUAUGUGUAUAAAGUAUUUCAUCUUUCGGAGCCUGUGAAGGCUGCGGUUGUGCUCUUGGGCAUAUUUCUCUGCUCAUUUUUAAUGCAUAUAUUUCUCUGGUCUAUAUCCCGCAAACGCUGCCUCUACGUAGACCCUCCUCCGUCGGUUUCGGUUACGGCGCUGCAGCUCAAGCGCAGCAUCCGUUACGCUGCUGCUGCUGCUGCUGCUGCUGCUGCUGCGGAACAAAUCGCAGGAGAAUCCGCUGCAGUGAGCGCAGCAUCCGAUGUCAAGAGCAAAAGCUCACUAGUCCGACUUCAGCUGCAGCAGCAGCAGAAGUGCUGCAGUGACCAAGCUUCAACUGGAAACACUGAUGGCAGACAAAGCGGCAGCAGCACCCGGCGAGAGCCGCAGCAGCUCGACGAGCCUGAAGGCGUUGUGGUGCAACAGAGCUAG